Messenger RNA from Saccostrea cuccullata (small rock oyster), 1125 nucleotides. RefSeq lists its product as uncharacterized. Bases 1 to 1125 code for a protein of 374 amino acids. The transcript is spliced from 3 exons. Lineage: Eukaryota; Metazoa; Mollusca; Bivalvia; Ostreida; Ostreidae. The record is from RefSeq and is a predicted model, not a curated record.
AUGACGAAGGCCCUUUUCAAACUCCUUUGGGACGUGUGCUUAAUGGAGCUCGCAAAAAUGCUGGGCUUCAAGAGUCCGAAGGCCCUUGCAGCAUGCCAGGCUGCCCAUGAUCACCAUAAAAGCUGGCAAAUUCUGGAAAUAUUCCUUUUUGCUAUGUCUGGUGAGCUCCUUGUGCCCUAUGUUCGUCAGGCAUUGGAAAAAAAAGAAACGCCUUCCGUUGAAGGGUUUUUAGCCAGCAACAAGACCCCUAAUGCAGCUUUGAUGGCGAAGAUUGUUUUUGACCACAGUCUAGCACUUCAUGUGUUUAGAGCAGGGGUACGACGCAACAACACAGAGGUCAUUCUUUGUAGCAGGUCUAAAUUUUCCCCAUUAUUUUUUGGCUUAAACAUGCCAUUUUACAUGGAGGCUUUCGUCAGAGACUCUUUAAUUCGGAUACAGUGUCCUCCUGCAGUCAACGAAUUUAUGAGAAAAAACGAGACGUACACUGUAACUGGGAACGAGAGCAAAGGCGAAGGGGGGGACUUUGUUCUGGAGAACCUCAACCGCAAAAGCAAAAGCUUCAUGCCCCCCGGCCUGCCAACCGACGAGAAAUGGCUCACCAUAAGCAGAAACAUCGACAAAUUAGACGAGAUCAGACUGAACAUGCAGACAAUUAUGGGGCUGACAGAUAAAGACUCAGAAUAUACAUACGCAUACGACAUUAGUGAAGAAAUCUCAGCAUUUAGACACAUAAUUAGGGAACGUAAAUAUUUACAAAAACAAUCACUCACUACACUCUCAAAUAAACCUUUAGACAGUGCAUUCUUACAUUUUGCAGAACAUGCACAAGAAAACAAAGACUCGCAUUACACACACAUACAAACACACGCACUCUCAUCUAGACUUAAACACACACCUAUAUUUAUUUUUCAAGAACACAGAGAAAAGCACACCAACAUCGCAAACAAAACAAAAGCUGAAAUAUCUACACACAUUGAGACACAGUUGGACACAUUGAAAUCACAUACACUAAGCCAGAAAUGGAAAAAAGUGAAAAACUUGAAAAAAUCUGUUCUUUUAGAAUUUCUUAAAGAACUAAAUGAAAUUAAGGAUGCUGAAAGCCAGAGCGAGUCAGAUGUAGAAUAA